AUGAAUAAUACCUUUGUAGGUGUGGCUGGCACUAUCGUAUCUAUUACUCAAAUUGUGGCUGCAGCCAUUGGAUCAGCAUCUUCAAAUCAAGAACCGGAAUUAGAAGACUUGAUUGGUGUCGCAAGCAAAUACUUCAUAUCUACAUUUGUAGUCGCUCUAGUUGCUUUGAUCACCUUCAACAUUCUUGUUCGAUUAUCAAUUUAUGAGCAUUACACUUCACGCGAUCAGCAACAGUCUUAUGAUUUCGACGGAAUAAGUUCCACAGUCAAAUUUCUCUAUGAAACAUUCAAGAAACUACAAACAUUUGCAUUCGCCGUAUUCUUAACAUUCGUUGUGACCUUGUCACUUUUUCCAUCAAUUACUGCAUCCAUCAAAUCAGUGGCGAAACCAGAAGAUCGACAAAAAUUCCAACUAGAUUACUUGUUCAUCCCAAUUCAUUUUCUAUUAUUUAAUGUUGGCGACCUGAUUGGUCGUAAUUUGCCGGGAUGGGAUUUUUUCAUGAUUACGAGUCAGAAAAAGUUGACCAUCUUUUCAUUUAUACGACUGGCUUUUGUGCCAAUUUUCUUGGCGUGUAAUGUCGACGUUGGGAACUCGGCUUUGCGAACAUUCCCCUUUUUGAUAAAGAACGACAUCUUGUACUUUUUCUUUUUGUUCUUGUUUGGGGUCACGAACGGAUAUUUGGGAUCCGCAAUAAUGAUGGCAGGUCCACAACAAUUGCCUGAUAAUGAAAAAGAUAUCGCUGGACCGACAUUGGGAUUUGCGUUAGUUACGGGUUUGGCCGUAGGAUCAGGAUUCUCGUUCUUUGCGAGAGCAGUGAUUUGUGAAUGCAAUCCUUUUGUUAACUGA
Molecule: messenger RNA, 846 nt
Organism: Ambispora leptoticha
Lineage: Eukaryota; Fungi; Glomeromycota; Glomeromycetes; Archaeosporales; Ambisporaceae
Source: the annotation of a GenBank genome assembly